AUAAUGAUCCAAAUGAUAAUCUUGAUUAGGAUUCAUUUUCAUUCUCGACAAUACUUUACACUCUCUUUUCAUUUAGUAACUAAAUUAAUUGUCUUUUAUAUCUUCUUAAAAAUGGAUGUUAUCAAAUUUGGAGACCAUCAACAGCAACAGCAACAGCAACUGCAACUGCAACUACAACCUGGCGAUAAUGUUAAAACAGCCAAUCAUUGGGAACCAGGCGAAUCAAAUCAAUUGCAACAACACCAACAGGUUGAACAUGCGACAUUAAAACACCAGGAAUCGACAAGCUGUUUAAACACACCAUCAGCUAUUCAGCCAGUUCCACCAGCAUCACCAUUUAUUGGUUUAUCAAAGUUUGGAGUAAUUACAAGUGAUAAAACUCAUCAUCGGUUGGUUAAUGAUAAUUCUUACAGUUUGUCUCAAAGCUAUGAAGCUAUUAUUCUUGAAAAUCAAAUCAAUUUUAACCAUCGUCGACAAAAUGCUUUAUUUACUUCGCCACCAGAUACUUUCACCAAGGAUUGCAAUAGACAUUUACCAAGUGUUUUAAAUUCAAACUCUCUUGAUAGUGCCAAUUUCAUUAGACGUCGCAAUGAACGGGAACGAGCUCGAGUUAAAAAUGUAAAUGAAGGCUUUGAUCGACUUCGGAAACAUUUACCAUUAUCACCAAGUCAACGAGAGAAACGAUUGUCUAAAGUUGAAACAUUAAAAAUGGCAAUUAGUUACAUUAGACAUCUUGAAACUGUCCUCAAAUCAAAUGAUCCAAAAGAAGAGCGAUCAAUUUAGCUUAAAUCACACCAUUCAAUCCAAUUUCAAUAUCUAUAAUUAGCAUUGAAAGCUAUCAUUAAUGAUAGCUUACAAUAUCA
Messenger RNA from Tetranychus urticae (two-spotted spider mite), 863 nucleotides. RefSeq lists its product as uncharacterized. NCBI's taxonomy places the organism in Eukaryota, Metazoa, Arthropoda, Arachnida, Trombidiformes, Tetranychidae. The record is from RefSeq and is a predicted model, not a curated record. Gene Ontology annotation, molecular function: DNA-binding transcription factor activity, RNA polymerase II-specific; protein dimerization activity; RNA polymerase II transcription regulatory region sequence-specific DNA binding. Gene Ontology annotation, biological process: regulation of transcription by RNA polymerase II; developmental process.